Molecule: messenger RNA, 573 nt
Organism: Lachancea dasiensis
Lineage: Eukaryota; Fungi; Ascomycota; Saccharomycetes; Saccharomycetales; Saccharomycetaceae
Source: the annotation of a GenBank genome assembly
AUGAGAUUUUCCUGCAUUGCCCAAACGCUAGGUGCGGCCUGUGGCCUGGCUUCUGCUUACCAAUACUCCAAUGAAACGGUUACGACCUUGGCUCCUAGCACCGAAACUGCAGCCCUUACGGAAACCAUCGAAUACACCAGCGAUGGUUCCGACAUUACCUCCACGGUCACUCUUCUAACUACAAUCACCUUGAGUGGGAACAGCGCAAUCUCCUCGGGUGCCGCUCCGUCGGCCGCGGUCGUCACUGUUGAUGCCGGCAAUAACAAAGGCGCCGGCGCUGUGUCUGCUAGCAGUGAAUUGACCUCAACUUCUGAGGUCUGGUCCACCAUUACUUCAACCUUGUAUACGACAGAAUACUUCACCCUGUCCAACAGCCAAGUUUCCCAAACUGUGAGUGCCUACGAAAAGCAAAUCAUCGUAGGGACCUCUGUGCCUUCUUGUACCCCCCAGACUGUUACCGUAACACAGCAGGAAACUCAGACCCAAUACGUUACCGUCACCGCUGGCCCAUCAAGUGCCUACUGGAGUCCAUCCUCGGCUGCUUUUUACAACAGCACUAGCAUUCAAAAUUGA